CUCUAUUGACCUACCACCCAUUCAGAGAGAGAGAGAGAGAAUUACAGUUCGUCUUCUUCUUCUUCUACUUUUUCCUUUACUUGACCGAUAGAAGCAGCAGCGAUGGCUCUGCGGACAUUGCUGAGCAGGAAAUCCCUAGGAAAUGUCGGAUUGGGGCUUCAGAGCGUACGCGGCUUGCAGACCUUCUCUCUUCCCGAUCUUCCCUACGACUAUAGCGCCUUGGAGCCGGUCAUCAGCGCCGAGAUUAUGCAGCUCCACCACAAAAAACAUCACCAGACCUACGUUACCAACUAUAAUAACUCCCUUGAGCAGCUCCACGACGCUAUCAACAAGGGCGAUACUCCGAAAGUCCUCAAGUUGCAGAGUGCCAUCAAGUUUAAUGGCGGAGGUCAUGUCAAUCAUUCAGUUUUCUGGAAAAACUUGGCUCCAGUUCGUGAAGGUGGUGGUGAGCCUCCCAAGGGUUCUUUAGAUUUGGCAAUUGAUGCAGAUUUUGGUUCACUUGAAGAUCUCAUCAAGAAAAUGAAUGCUGAAGGUGCUGCUUUACAGGGUUCUGGAUGGGUCUGGCUUGGGUUGAACAAGGAGCUGAAAAGGCUUGUGGUUGACACCACUCCAAAUCAGGACCCUUUGGUGAGUAAAGGGGCAAAUCUGGUUCCAUUGCUUGGCAUAGAUGUUUGGGAACAUGCAUAUUACUUACAGUACAAGAAUGUGAGGCCCGAUUACCUUAAGAACAUAUGGAAUGUUAUUAACUGGAAAUACGCAAGUGAAGUUUAUGAAGCAGAGUCUGCUGCCUGAAGUGGGGAACUAUAUGGCCACCUCUUGACUGUCUUCUUAAAGUGAUAGUCAACCAAUCUUUGUGUUCAAUAAGGCAUUAUCAUGUCAACUGUUUAACUUUUGGAGAUGCUCUUAUUACCAACAUGUUUUUUUUUCUGUAUCAGAGUUUGAAGUUUGUCUGAAAACUUGAAAAUAAAAUGUUUUUCAAUCUU
Impatiens glandulifera is the source of this 983-nucleotide messenger RNA. RefSeq names its product superoxide dismutase [Mn], mitochondrial. The record is from RefSeq and is a predicted model, not a curated record. NCBI's taxonomy places the organism in Eukaryota, Viridiplantae, Streptophyta, Magnoliopsida, Ericales, Balsaminaceae. Bases 103 to 792 code for a protein of 229 amino acids. The transcript is spliced from 6 exons. Gene Ontology annotation, cellular component: mitochondrion. Gene Ontology annotation, biological process: superoxide metabolic process. Gene Ontology annotation, molecular function: superoxide dismutase activity; metal ion binding.